GGCAAGUAGGCUCCGCCUUCUGUUCCCGGUAUUCCAAAUCUGCUACCGGUUUUAGGCGUCCCGGGGAGACAGGCCUUUCUAAGAUUCUUCCCCACUUACUUGGUGUCCGUGUGGCCUUGUUGUGUCUGGGUUCACAUUUUCCUCCAUCCAGAGCAUGGGCUGACUCAACUGUGGCUGACAGCAAACAUUCAGGCUGACAGGUGCCCUGGGAGGGGCCAUGGUGCCAAGACAGUUGUUGGGGAAACUGAAGCAGCCAUUUCUCUUCCUGAGCAGUGCCUCCCUCCUCCUGGGGCUGGCUUUACUGGUCAUACAGUCUGAUGUCGCCCCUGUUGCUUACUUCUUCCUCUGCUUGGCUGGCUUUUGCUUUAUUGCCUGCCUCCUGGCCUGUGUUAUGGAACGGUGCUCCCAAUCGAUGCCAAGCUCCAGGCAGACUGAGAAUCCAGAGGCCUCAGGCCAUGCGCAAGACAAUGGAGCUUUUGAGGUACCAACCUAUGAACAGGCUGUAGAGGUGAUGGAUUCACAAUCACAGAGCCACCUCCAAGAGCUGGAGCAACCACCCUCUUACAGCAGUAUCAUAAUAUCCCCAGGAGUUGAGGGGGCACAGUCUAGCCAACCAGACAGUCCCAGCACAGGCAGUCUGAAGAGGCGAGUGGGCUCAGAGGGGACAAUGACUGCCAGAGGAAACCCUGGAAGAAUUCUUCGACUUAGGGGUCCACGAGUUGUGUUCACUGCUCCUGAUCUGCAAAGCAUGAGAGUGGCCCCCAAACUGGAGCCUAAUACUCCACCUCCUGCCUAUGAAAUCAGUUUUGCUCAUGCUGAUGAUGACAGUGUUUUCUAUGAAGAUAAAUGGAUACUUCCCUAAGCGGAGCUCUCAGAACCUGUGCACUCAGGUGCCCAGCAUUUCCUAGUGUCUAUUGGAUCAGAAACUGGUUUUACCCGGACAUCACAAUCGAGGCCUUCAAAGCAGCUGGGAGUCGGGCUGUGGCAUGUGGUUCACAGAUAAAAUGGCACACCUGGAUUCUUCUGGAAACAUUCUGGAACCUAUCUGAUGACCAGUAUUUCCAGAGUAAGGUGGAAGAUGAGAGAGAUAAGUUACCAAGAGAAGCUGGAGGGAUACCUCUGAGUGACUGCUGUGUUUCUUCUAUUGCAGACACCAAGUCUCCCUAAGAUUCCUGAUGGGGUAUUACCUACCAAGAUAAUGAGAGCUUCUAAGGGUGAGGGGAGCCGAAUAGUUUGCACAAGAACGGAAUGCUAGUAAAAACAUAAAAAUAACUCGAAUCAAAUUCCAA
This is a messenger RNA of Mus caroli (Ryukyu mouse), 1289 nucleotides long. RefSeq names its product transmembrane protein 139 (gene Tmem139). Lineage: Eukaryota; Metazoa; Chordata; Mammalia; Rodentia; Muridae. The record is from RefSeq and is a predicted model, not a curated record.